UAAACAGGAUGAAUGUUUACCUUAGAAUAACUGACGUUAGCACUGUCUGAUUAUCACAUACCUUGUAUACGAGGUUUAAAUGGAAAAGAGAAGAAAGUGACCGCGUAAGUGUCCAUCAUUCUAGGAAAGGCCACGUGUCCAGGAAAUAAUCUGACGACCUGAAGCAUUGUUCUCGUUUGUACAAGACAACAAAUACUGGAAGCCAUGACUCUGAGGAAGUUCAGGAGCAGGUGGCCAAACUUCAUCUCCCUGGUCCUAGUAGCCCUCUUUCUCGCAACGGACGUCGAGGCCCGCCCAGCCAACAUGUCAGCCAACCGGGACAAGAAGCUGAACAGCAAAGAGGAAAAUGAAAUCCUUCCGCCAGACCACCUGAAUGGCGUGAAGCUGGAGAUGGACGGCCACCUCAACAAGGACUUCCACCAGGAAGUGUUCCUGGGGAAAGAUAUGGAAGAGUUUGAGGAGGAUUCGGAGCCCAGGAAGAACAGGAAGAAACUGAUAGAGAUUUUCAGCAAGGUGGACACCAAUGAGGACAGGAGCAUCAGUGCCAAAGAGAUGCAGCGCUGGAUCAUGCAGAAGACAGAGGAGCACUUCCAGCAAGCGGUCAAAGAGAACAAAGUUAGCUUCCAUGCCGUUGACCCAGACGGUGAUGGUCAUGUGACCUGGGAUGAAUAUCGGGUGAAGUUCUUGGCCAGCAAAGGGUUUGACGAGAAGGAGGUGGCCGAGAAGAUCAAGAGAAACGAGGAUCUGAAAGUGGAUGAGGAGACUCAGGAAGUGCUGGAGAGCCUGAAGGACCGCUGGUUCCAGGCGGACAGCCCCCCGGCGGACCAGGUGCUGAACGAGGAGGAGUUCCUGUCCUUCCUGCACCCGGAGCACAGCCGCGGCAUGCUCAAGUACAUGGUGAAGGAGAUCGUCCGCGAUCUGGAUCAAGACGGAAACAAGAAGUUGACCCUGUCCGAGUUCAUCUCCCUGCCGAUGGGCACGGCUGAGAACCAGGAAGCGCAGGACAUCGACGAUGACUGGGUACGGGAACGGAAGAAGGAGUUUGAGGAGGUCAUCGACGCCAACCACGACAGCAUCGUCACCAUGGAAGAGCUGGAGGAAUACAUGGACCCCAUGAAUGAGCACAACGCCCUGAACGAGGCCAAGCAGAUGAUCGCCGUGGCCGACGAGAACCAGAACCACACGCUGGAGCUGGAGGAGAUUCUCCGGUACAGCGAGUACUUCACCGGCAGCAAGCUGAUGGACUACGCCCGCAACGUGCACGAGGAGUUCUGAAGCGGCCUCUGCGCCCCGCGAACUGAACACAGGGUAGUCGCCCCUUCUCCUAACCGAAGGACUCUUCCGUUUUCAAAGCCACCCGGGUUUCCAUUCUCUCCGCCGGCUGGGUCCUUGUGGUUUAUCUUGUCGUCUUUCGCUUUGAUGCAAGGAGGAGUGGAUUUCGGUCUUCGUCCUUGCUCCUUUUGUGUUUUCAUAAUCUGCGCUAACGGCCCAGUGCAUCACCCUCCCAGUAGUCACGUGUGAAGAUUUACGUGGGUUCAUCCGUGAUAAAUGGUAUCUCUUGCUUCGAGACAUGGCCUUGAUCGUUUCCCGUUUCUGCGCACGAUAGUCAUGAUUGUACUGCACACGCUUUUGACAGUAAGAGUAAUUAAGGAGGUUGUUAUGUUGUAUUGACCUCACGAUCACUGACUUCGGCAUAUUUCUGAGACCUGCAGUGUUCUAUCUUGGGACCUAAUUGUGUGUUGACAUCAUGUGGAGAAGAAUAUAUUUGUCUUGGUUGUCUAGAAGGCAAAGGUCUGAGGUCACUUGAAGUCCAUGCCACCUUGGAACAUUGUUUGUGCUCAUUUUUUUUAGUUCGCUAACCCUUUAGUUGGUCAAAAGUUUUUUUUAAAAAUGAUCACAUUUAAUGAACCUGGUAUGAAAUGAAAAUACAUUAUGACAUAUGUUUAGAAAGUGGCUUCAUGGUGAAAGCACAAGAUUGUUGGAUGUGCCAUCUACAUUUCAAAAUGCUGCUGUGUAAUUCUGCUGGCAUUCGUCCUUCCCCAAAUGAGUACGGAUGCUUAUUUAUGAUUGUAAAUAUGUGUAGAUAUUGCUAACAGUGCUCCUUUCCAAUUGUCAAAAAGGUAUGAAAAUAUGUGGCGCUGCUGAAGUGUCUUCAGAUGUAUUAUCAAUUACAUGUUUUUAAUUUAAUCAUUAUUUUCUGAUGCUGGUCUCAGCCGCAUUGGUGUUCUUCAGCACAAUUUUUCCCAGAGUCCAUUUCUUUCACCGUAUUCACUCGUGUCAACUGGACGAGUUCUGGAAGCAACCGUCCCCUGGAUGCCUUUGAGCCGCGGUGAGGGUCUCUGGAUCAGAAAAAGAUGAAAACCGCUGGCCUAAUAUAUUCCACAUCCUACUUAUAAAUUAGCCACCAUGUAGUCCACUAACAUACCUAAUUUUAUACAUAGUACCAUCCUCUUAAUGUUUAAUGGAAGACAUUUCUUUGAGUAAAGCGCAAUUAGGUCCAGACCAACUAGUAUUGAAUUGAUUUAAACUUCUACUGUGAUUUUUGCAAUUUUGGGCCUCACUUAAUUGCACACGAGCUCUUUUCCAUUCUUAUCAGUGAACAGAUUUUAGCCCGUCACAUGCAAGACAUUUGUGGCAUAGCUGUCAUCAGUCCUUAUCUUUUGGGAGACAAGUAAUCCUUUCCUGUGUGCAAAUCUGAAUGACGGUCAAGCUGUGUGAACAAUUGAACAAUUAAAAUGAUACCCACAAACCCACUCACCAGAAUUUUUCAUAAUGCCCACAGCACCUGAAAAAACUCCUUACUUUUUAAAGAUUGGGCGCAGCGGUGCAGGUGAUUAACAGUCCCAGUCUUUAACAGAUUUAUUCAUACCACUGUGACUGCUCUAAAGAGAAGAUAAGAAAUGUAAAUAAUGAUUUCAGAUAAAUAUAUUUGCACAAAUCAAAGAGGUUUUGUUUGGCUCUCUUGAAAUUUGGUGCUGGAAUAUUACUGAUAUUGUCUGUCUGUAUAAUUCCGAUUCUGUAUAUUUUGAAUUAGUGUUUUUGAUUGCUCAGCUGCCUCAUCAUCCACUUGUUUGUUCUUUACAUAUUGAAUAAUGUAUAAUCAUUAACCAAAGUUCAUGGUCGAAAUUAGUAGGCUGAUGCCAAGAAAAUGGAGGACCGGCAAAAUGCAUUUUAGGUUACCUUAAUUUCAUUGUUCCUCUCCUGUGGAUAUAAAUAAAUAAUCAAGCCAAACAAAUGUAGUUUUUAUUUAAUUAUUUUUUUCUUUUGGUCAGACUGAAAUGGCUUAUGAUCUUAUCCCACCCUGAGAGCUGCAAUCUAAAUGUCAGCUUGGCUUGGCUUUUCUUGUAACUCUGACUAGCAGAUUGACAGUUAAACUGAAUCCAAAUGAUACUAAUUGGACUUUCCUGCUUUUUUUGAGGUGGUAGAAGCAUUGCUUUGUUAGUUUGAUUAAACUUAAGACACCAUCAUGUCUAAGGUAUUGUUUGAAGUCCAGGUGCAUUGGUCAUCUCUGUAUUUUAAUUUGCUCUGAAACCUUACUGAUUCGAGUGACAUUUGGAUUUAUAAUACACAAUUUUUGCUUUUUGGUUACACAGCCACCAUAUUAAUAUUAAUGGCUUAAUUUGAUUUUAAUUGGAUUUUAAGCUUAUUGCUAAUACUAUCUAUUUUAUUCAGUAAUGUGUUUCCCUUCAGAAUUAUAACGUAACAAAUGUCACUAUGAGCAAGAACUGUGGAUAGGAAGCAUUGUAAUUUUAUUUAAAAAUAAAAUUUAAAAGAAACAAA
This is a messenger RNA of Anguilla anguilla (European eel), 3780 nucleotides long. RefSeq names its product 45 kDa calcium-binding protein-like. Bases 205 to 1275 code for a protein of 356 amino acids. The transcript is spliced from 7 exons. Lineage: Eukaryota; Metazoa; Chordata; Actinopteri; Anguilliformes; Anguillidae. Gene Ontology annotation, biological process: calcium-ion regulated exocytosis. The record is from RefSeq and is a predicted model, not a curated record. Gene Ontology annotation, molecular function: calcium ion binding. Gene Ontology annotation, cellular component: endoplasmic reticulum.